AUGGCGACUCACAAUGAUGCAUUUGACUCCAGUUCCAAGGAAUCCAAAAGCGGUCUUCUGGUGUUUAUCACUCCCGCGGUCUCCGCCCCGGCCGGGCCUGCCCGGAUCCCCGGGGCCCGUGCUCGCUCGGCCGCUUCCGGUGGGGCCUGCGCUCUCGGCGGCGGCGGCGGCUCGCGCGCUCCCUCGGCGGGCGGCCACAUGCAGGCGGAGCGCGGGGCUCGGGGCGGCCGCGGGCGGCGGGGAGGUCGGGAGCGGCCCGGAGGGGACCGAGAGCGGGCCGGAGCCGCGGCGGCGCUGGUGAGAGGAGGCUGCGGGGACGGAGGCGGCCGGCGGGGCCGAGGCCGGGGCUUCCGCGGAGGCCGAGGAGGAGGCGCCCCGCGAGGCGGUCGCCGGGAGCCUGGAGGCCGAGGCGGCGGAGCGAGCACACGGGUAAGGAGUGCGGAUGCGGCGGCAGCCAGCCGACGUGCAGGACGCGCGAGCCACGGCGCCUGCGCGGGACGGAGCCGGAGGGGGGAGCGCGUGGACGGUGCACGCGCAGCCCCUGGCUGCUGGCGGCCCAAGGACUAG
Molecule: messenger RNA, 567 nt
Organism: Mesocricetus auratus (golden hamster)
Lineage: Eukaryota; Metazoa; Chordata; Mammalia; Rodentia; Cricetidae
Product: rRNA 2'-O-methyltransferase fibrillarin-like
Exons: 2
Coding region: 1-567 (188 amino acids)
Source: RefSeq, a predicted model, not a curated record